AUAUCGAUGUAUCAAAUCUAAUCAGAAUCACGUUUCCGCGUUUAUUUAUUUACGUAUUUUGGUUAAAACAAACUGCCGGCGAAACCCCGGCAGCCCUGCUCGCUCCUCCACACAUGCUAUGCUGGUCGUGCAUCCCGGCACGUGGACAUAAUAAGAGAGCAUAAAUAACCAAUCCUGGACAAGAUCUGAUCUGAAGAUGUCUAUCUAGCCAAAAUGGCCAUUGACUAGAGCAAAAUAUUUGAAAAUAAUGGACACAUGUGGAUCCCCACCACCUGUUAAACGCAACAGGCAAAGCCCCACCGACGACGAGGAUAGCGUAGAAAUCCGUGCCGUUCUGUCCCAUGAAUACAAUGAGAUAGCCCUCAUCAAGGUCCACAGUUGCCAGCUGGAGACGAAACAGCAACUGCAGUCAGUAAUCCAGGAGCUCUCCCAGAAACUGCCCCGCUUCCAGCACUUGAAGCGCGUCCACGACCGCAAUGUACUCAUCUGCCCAACGUCGGACGUUGGCGGUGCGGAGAGCUUGGAGGAGCAUUUGCAGCGGUACGCCUUCUCCGCACAUGUACUGCGGGCCCUCUGCCACCAGGUGAAGGUCGUCGAGGUGCCCGCCCGCAUGCCCAAGCUGCGCGUGCAAUACGAACAGAUGAUCCAGCACUGGCCCUGCAAGUUCCAUCCGAAUCACUACUCGGAGUCGCUGCGAAAUGGCAGCAACUUCUCGAUCAGUCAGCGCAUCUUCCACAAGCGCAUGGGGCAACUACUGACUAAACUCUCCACGGAUGUGAAUAAGGACAGGCCAGUGGGCAUCUGUGUGGAUCCGCGCCAGCCUAGCAUUGUGUCCAUCGCUGGUGCCAGCGAAUCCUCCAGCGCCGACGGACAUGAACAUUGCAGCAUGCUGCUGGUGGAUUUCGUGGCGCGCAGUCAGCAAGGAGGAGCAUUGAGGAGCAACCUCAGCUUUGUCGAGGACCAAGAGAAUACCAAAACAACGCUACGAGGGCUGCCCAAGGCAUACUACGACUACUUGAAAAAGAACGAGGCGUACCAGGAUCUGAAAUUCGGAGCAGAGAUAUCCAGAAAGGGUCAGCCGCAGCAGCAAAUGUCGGAGGCAGAGCACGCACAAGGGGCCGAUAAUCUGGCCAAGUACGGACCGUACCUCUGCACAGGCUACGAUGUGUAUCUGCUGCAGGAGCCCUGCCUCAUGUGCUCCAUGGCCUUUGUGCACAGCCGGGCCAAGCGCAUAUUCUUCCUGCGGCCAUCGGACAACGGCGCCCUGGUCACACGGUUCCAGCUGCACGCGGUCAAGGAGCUGAACCAUCACUACGAGGUGUUCCAGUUCACCACAGACGGGAGUUUAACUUAACAAACACUUUGUUUAAUGCACUCUACAUGUUUUAGAAUAAAUUCUAUAGAAUAGU
Drosophila obscura is the source of this 1409-nucleotide messenger RNA. Its product is annotated as probable inactive tRNA-specific adenosine deaminase-like protein 3. Gene Ontology annotation, cellular component: nucleus; cytoplasm. NCBI's taxonomy places the organism in Eukaryota, Metazoa, Arthropoda, Insecta, Diptera, Drosophilidae. The transcript has a single exon. Bases 248 to 1354 code for a protein of 368 amino acids. Gene Ontology annotation, molecular function: tRNA-specific adenosine-34 deaminase activity. The record is from RefSeq and is a predicted model, not a curated record.